AGAGGUGAAGGACAAAAACCGGCGUUGCUUCUUCACUCACUAUUCAUUGGACCCCUUUCUUAUAUAAAUGUUGUUCUUCUUGAUUAUUCUUUCCAUACAUUGUUCUUAAAACAAUGGCUGGGCAGUUUAUAGUUGGAGUUGCAGGUGUUAUAGUCUUUCUUUUGGGGUUUGCUUUCUUAGUGAGAUUUUGGGGGCUGAGCAAGCUGAAAAGAGCAGCUUCAAUGGAGUUCCCAAAGGAAAACUGUGUAAACAAAAAUGGAAAUGGUGAGGCUGAGGGUGUUGGGACUACAGAAAUUAUCAUAGUCGGUGCUGGUGUUGCCGGUGCUGCUCUUGCCUAUUCUCUUGGAAAGGAUGGACGUCGAGUGCGAGUGAUAGAAAGAGACUUAAAUGCACCUAAUAGAAUUGCUGGUGAAGGUCUAUUGCCUGGAGGCUACCUCAAGUUAAUUGAAUUAGGCCUUGAAGAUUGUUUAGAAGAGAUUGAUGCUCAACGAAUUUUGGGUUAUACUCUAAACAAGGAUGGGAAGGAGGCUGUCGUAUCUUUUCCAUUGGAAAAGUUUCUGUCUCAUGUUGUAGGAAGAACUUUCCAUAAUGGUCGUUUCGUUCAAAGAUUGCGAAAGAAAGCCGCAUCUCUUCACAACAGUGUAAGUUUAGAACAAGGGACAGUAACAUCUCUACUUGAAGAAAAUGGUAUUGUUAAAGGAGUGCACUAUAAAGAUAAGAGCGGUCAAUUGCUAACAGCUUACGCUCCUCUCACCAUCGUCUGUGAUGGUUGUUUCUCGAAUUUGAGACGCUCUCUCUGCCAUUCUAAGGUGGAUAUCCCCUCUUAUUUUGUUGGUUUUAUCUUGACGAACUGUAAACUUCCAAAAGAAGAAUAUGGAGUUUUUAUAUUAGCAGAUCCUUCACCUAUCGUAUUUUAUCAAAUUAGUAGCACUGAAAUUCGUUGCUUGGUGGAUGUUCCAAGUCAAAAUCUACCCUCUGUUUCCAAUGGUGAAAUGGCCCAUUACUUGAAAACUUUGGCGGCUCCCAAGGUUCUUCCUGAAUUAUAUGAUUCCUUUAUAUCUGCAAUAGAGAAGAAGGACAACAUAAGAAUAAUGCCGAACAAAAUCAUGGCUGGUGCUCCACACCUCACUCCUGGUGCUUUUUUGAUCGGCGAUGCAUUCAAUAUGCGGCAUGCUAUAACUGGAGGGGGAAUGACUGUUGCUUUAUCUGAUGUUGUGAUACUUAGGGAUCUUCUAAGACCCUUGCAUGAUCUAUCUGAUGCAUCCGCCAUUUGCAAAUAUCUCGAAUCCUUUUACACUCUGAGGAAGCCAAUGUCAUCUACGAUAAAUACACUAGCCAAUGUCUUCCAUAAGGUAUUUAGUGCCUCGUCCGAUCCUGCGAUGGAGAAUAUGCAACAAACAUUGUUGGGCUAUUUGAAGCUUGGAGGGUUUUUUUCAUCUGGAGUAUCAGCUAUGCUCUCUGGUUUAUGCCCUCGUCCAUUAAGCUUAGCAUUUCAUUUCUUUGUCAUGGCAAUAUAUGGUGUUGGCCAGUUGUUGCUUCCAUUUCCUUCUCCCAAACGCUUGUUGGAUGGGGCUAAACUCCUUUGGGUUGCAUCAAGUGUUUUUCUCCCCAUUAUACACUCUGAAGGAGUCAGACAAAUGUUUUUCCCUCUAUCUGUGCCAGCAUAUUAUAGAACCCCCCCUAAGGGUAAAAAAAUCUAAGAGGAAACUCCAUGCAUUUGUGCUGAACAAUCCUAUAUUCGCAACAAAUUUUCAUAUUUGUUUCUAGUUAGCAUUCUUAAGUAGGCUUGAUGGUCGUUUGAACUCAUAUUAUUUUUAUGUGUCUUGUUUAAAAUUCUAAAAAAACGUUUAGUAAUUCUUGUAUUGGUGUUAUUUUUAUGUAGCUUGUUUGAAAUAUUGAACUAA
This is a messenger RNA of Gossypium arboreum, 1904 nucleotides long. Its product is annotated as squalene monooxygenase SE1-like. NCBI's taxonomy places the organism in Eukaryota, Viridiplantae, Streptophyta, Magnoliopsida, Malvales, Malvaceae. Gene Ontology annotation, molecular function: squalene monooxygenase activity; flavin adenine dinucleotide binding. The coding region runs from base 114 to 1700 and encodes 528 amino acids. Gene Ontology annotation, biological process: sterol biosynthetic process. Gene Ontology annotation, cellular component: endoplasmic reticulum; membrane. The record is from RefSeq and is a predicted model, not a curated record. The transcript has 8 exons.